Molecule: messenger RNA, 677 nt
Organism: Myxozyma melibiosi
Lineage: Eukaryota; Fungi; Ascomycota; Lipomycetes; Lipomycetales; Lipomycetaceae
Product: vacuolar protein sorting-associated protein 29
Exons: 3
Coding region: 88-651 (187 amino acids)
Biological process (GO): intracellular protein transport; retrograde transport, endosome to Golgi
Cellular component (GO): retromer complex; endosome
Source: RefSeq, a predicted model, not a curated record
GAAUCUGAUACAGAGCAGGCAACGUUCACAGGUCCUGUUAACCAGUCAUCCAAGUUCAAUUCCUUUGUUUAUAUUCCAAUUGCAGUUAUGUUGGUGCUUGCAAUCGGUGAUUUACAUAUUCCUGACCGGGCGAUGGAACUUCCGCCAAAGUUCCGGAAACUCCUCGCGCCCGGCAAAAUCUCCCAAAUCCUCUGCCUCGGCAACCUCACCGACCGCGAAACCUACGACUUCCUCCGCUCCGUCUCGCCAGACCUCCAAAUCGUAAAGGGCGAGUUCGACCUCUCGCUCUCGCUCCCGCUCUCAAAAGUCGUCACCCACGGCAGUCUGCGCAUCGGAUUCACUCACGGACACACCAUCGUUCCUCCCGGCGACUCGGACGCGCUGUUGAUCGCCGCCCGGCAGAUGGACGUCGACGUGUUUAUCUGGGGCGGAACCCAUCGCUUUGAAGCCUACGAGCUCGAGGGAAAGUUCUUUAUCAACCCUGGUUCUGCGACCGGUGCGAUUUCGAGCGGAUGGUGGGCCGAGGGUGAAUCCCCAGUACCCAGUUUUGUGCUCAUGGAUGUCCAGGGAACUGUCCUUGUGUUGUAUGUCUACCAGUAUAUCGAUGGCGAGGUUAAGGUCGAGAAGGUCUCUUACCGCAAGGGUGGUUAAUGUACAGCGUUUUACUACUUUCUUAC